Messenger RNA from Diatraea saccharalis (sugarcane borer), 1299 nucleotides. Lineage: Eukaryota; Metazoa; Arthropoda; Insecta; Lepidoptera; Crambidae. The record is from the annotation of a GenBank genome assembly.
AUGUGUAACCUGUGUGCGGAGACGAGAGAGAUGUGGAAGAAAUCCGGCGCGUGGUUCUUCAAAUCCCUCCCCAAAUACGUCCUGCCCGAGAGAAGAACGACUGGCAGAUACACCGAAUCCGAGCUGGCGAGGACCUUACAGGACGGUGGAAACAGCAGCAACGAGGGCAAGACAGACUCCGAACCUGGUUCUCCACUGAGCAUUCAUGCACCAUGUUUCUCUAGACAAGCUAGCAGCAUAGAAAGGAGGUCCCUUGGGUCACCACAUGAUACUCACUACGAGUGGUCAGAGACGGAUAUCCUCUCGCAUGGCUUCAGCGGCCUCAGUCUUCAUAGAACCGACAGCUUAAAUCAACGACCAUUAGCGGGCCUCAAGCGGACGGGCAGCAAAGGCAGCGCUUACAGCUUACGCAGCAUUAGAAAAGACAUGGCCAAACCGUGUAAUCAAAUCGAAAGAGCACCAACAAUACCUGACGCUGGUUUUGGCACUUUGGAAAUUAAACUAGCAUAUGAUAAUGCGACCUCCUCUCUAGCAGUUACUGUUUUAAGAGCUAGAGGUCUCAUUGGAAUGGAUAUGACAGGUCUUUCCGACCCUUUUUGUAGAUUAGAGGUGCUGCCACGCGAGGGCACCUAUUCCAAUCGGCUACGGACGAAGACAGUUCAUAAAACGAAAAAUCCAGAGUUCAACGAGACACUUCUGUUCUUCGGUAUCACCGAAUCUGAUCUCACCGUAAAGUCCUUAGAAAUUGUCUUAUUUGACGAUGACAAGUAUGGAAGUGAUGAAAUGGGCUCAGCUACAGUGGCGCUCAGAGAAUGUGCCAAAUCACCUGCCCAACUGCGACUGGCUCUAUCAGGAUCAUCGGGAUCAGAACCAAUUGGUCCAAGGAUCCUGUUGGCCCUCUGCUAUAAUACCAAGAAAAGGGCUCUUGUAGUUAUAGUCUGUAGAGCUGCUGAUCUACCACCUCAAGACAGCAAUGGAUAUUCAGAUCCUUUUGUAAAAUUGCACCUUGAUCCGGACCCAUAUCACAAAAAGCACAAAACCUCAAUAAAAUGGCGCAAUCUCAACCCAGUCUGGAACGAAGAGUUUAAUUUUGAGACUCGUCCCACUGAACUGUCCAGGCAAAACUUGACUUUAACUGUUUGGGAUAAGGACUAUGGGAAGCCCAAUGAUUUCCUUGGCAGUUUAGUCCUAGGAGCGAGCAGUAAAGGGAGAAGAUUAAAACAUUGGAUGGACUGCAUCAAGUUCCCUGAUCAUCGCCACGAACAAUGGUACUCAUUAACCGACACACAACAUUUGUAA